Messenger RNA from Bombyx mori (domestic silkworm), 4587 nucleotides. RefSeq names its product multicopper oxidase 1. Lineage: Eukaryota; Metazoa; Arthropoda; Insecta; Lepidoptera; Bombycidae. The record is from RefSeq and is a predicted model, not a curated record. Bases 469 to 2904 code for a protein of 811 amino acids. The transcript is spliced from 11 exons. Gene Ontology annotation, molecular function: oxidoreductase activity; copper ion binding.
ACACGUUGUUCAGUCGCGUCCAAAUGCCGCGUGGGCCCACAUGUUCCGAUGUCAUCCACCAAUCACGCUUCAGGCUGUGUAAUUUUUCAAUGAGAUUGCCCACUUAGCCACGUAUGACGUCCGUUGUCAUUUUAACGAGGCGGCUACGCUGCGUUUUCGAAUUUUGCCGCAUCGGAACGCGACUGAUUCGAUGAUUGAAAGAACGCAAAUCGAUUUGACCGUAUUCAGAGUCCGUGAACGUUUCUCGGUGUCGUAUUGAAAUUUUGACUAUUACAAAUCGAAUCAAAGUGGAUCCUUUCGUGAAGAGAAAGAUGAAAGUAUUCAAGAAGAAAUUGCGUUUCUCGAUAUAACGUUAGAAUGUGUGGACAUUGUGUUAAACAUAAUUUAUCGAUACGUGUACUAUAAUAAUUAUUAUACCUACAUCACCGGCGGCAUUUCGUUCAGAUAUAGUCACAGAUAGAUUUAAAUAUGCAUCCCAGAACAGGAAAUUUAGUUUGCGUCGUAUUCCUAAUAGUACUGGAUUUAUCCGGAAUAAAAACACAGACAGAAAUAGAACAUCAGACGACAACGGAAGCAUUUGAGACAACAACAACGGAUCGCAGUUACGUAGACGACAUCAAAGUAAGACAAUCAAGAAAAACGCUUGACGAUGCAAUAAUACACAAAAUAGAACCGUUACUACAAGACAGAAAGCCAGCUGAGAUCCCAGAGAGUGCGUCAAAAGUAAUAAUGCCAUUGAGAAACAGAAAUCCAGCGAACGAAAUCGUUAUCGGCGGAAAGAAGAAUAAAACGGAACCCAUAAAGCAUCCAGUUGAAAAAUUAGAUCAUGAAUUGGCCAAAUUGCUAAGGAAUAAAAUAACGAAAAAGAUUAACAAUAUAAGAGCUCAUGUUAGAUAUGACGAAGUAACGGGUGAGGUGAUGGACGCACCGCAUCCCUGUGAAAGAGAAUGUAAGGAAGGCGAAGAUCCAAUGGUUUGCUAUUACCAUUUCAACUUGGAGUGGUACCAGACCAUGAGUAAAGCGUGUUUUAAUUGUCCCUUCAACGAAACGGACUGUUUUCGACCUGAUUGUAUUCCAGCUGAUGGCAUGAAUAGGCCUUUGAAUGUAAUCAACAGGAAGAUGCCGGGACCCGCUAUUGAGGUCUGCCAACAUGAUAGAGUAAUAGUGGACGUCGAAAAUGACCUAAUGACGGAAGGAACAACAGUGCACUGGCAUGGCCAACAUCAGAAGGGUACUCCUUACAUGGACGGGACGCCGUAUGUCACACAGUGUCCAAUACCUCCUGAAACAACGUUUAGAUACCAGUUUAACGCGACACAUACCGGCACACAUUUCUGGCACUCACACUCUGGCAUGCAGCGGGCUGAUGGAGCGGCUGGUGCUUUUAUAGUCAGGAAACCUAAGUCACAGGAUCCUCAUGGACAUCUGUAUGAUUAUGACAGAACCGAUCACGUGAUGAUAGUAACGGAUUGGAUCCACGAGCUCUCAGUUGGGAUGUUUACGGACCACCACCACUCCUCCGGCGACAACAAACCUCCGACCCUCCUCAUCAACGGAGUAGGAAGGUUCAGGGUCUUCAACAACGACACCGAGAAGCCUUUAUAUAUGAAAGCGGCGAGGUUCAAUGUCGAACAGGGACAUAGAUACCGGUUUCGCGUGAUCAACGCUGAGUUCCUGAACUGCCCUAUAGAGUUGUCUGUGGACGGACACAACAUAACUGUUAUCUCGAGUGAUGGAUACGAUUUGGAGCCUAUCGUCGCUACAUCGCUCGUGACUUACGCCGGAGAGCGAUAUGACUUCAUUCUGGAUGCUAAUAACGAAAUCGACAACUACUGGAUCAGAUUCCGCGGUCUUAUGGACUGCGAUGAAGUAUUCACUAAAGCUAAACAAGUCGGAGUUUUGCAUUACGAAGGAGCCAUGGAAGUCGAACCGGCUGGUGACCCAACAUGGGAGGAGCUGCAUAAUGAAGGAUUGCAAUUGAACGCGCUGAACAAAGGUGAAGAAGAAGACGAGACUAUAAGUGUCGCGGAAAUGAAGUCUUUAGAUGGAUACGACGAAAGUCUUAAGGAGAUCGCCGAUUACCAGUUCUACGUGGCCUAUGAUUUCUACGCCAAAAACAACUCUCAUUUCCACAGGUCGCCUUAUUACGGAUAUUACCAAGUUCCCGAAAAAGUGAACCGUCUCUACACGCCGCAGCUAAACCACAUCAGCAUGAAGAUGCCGUCAAGUCCACUACUGGUCGCCCGGCCAACACCGGACCACUUCUGCAACGCGUCCAGCAUCGAAGAAUCCUGCAAAGAAGGCUACUGCGAGUGCUCCCACGUCCUAUCAGUUAAACUAAACUCUGUCGUCGAAGUCGUAAUAGUCGAUGAAGGUAUCACAUUUGACGCCAAUCACCCGUUCCAUUUACAUGGCCACAGUUUCAGGGUCGUUGGUCUUAGGAGGCUAGCAUCAGAUACAACUAUAGAAGAGGUCAAGGCGUUUGACGAAGCCGGUCUAUUGAAAAGAAAUCUAAAGAACGCUCCUAUCAAAGAUACCGUCACAGUACCAGACGGAGGCUACACGGUUAUUAGGUUCAAAGCUGACAACCCAGGCUAUUGGUUAUUCCAUUGUCACAUAGAGUUUCACGUUGAAGUUGGCAUGGCCUUAGUUUUCAAGGUCGGUGAUCAUAAGGAUAUGCCGCCGGUCCCCAGAGAGUUCCCCAAAUGCGGUAGUUACAUCCCGGAUAAUAUGCUCGAGCUGGCUACAGAAAAACCAAAGAACGAUAAUCAGUUCAUUUCUAUAUCUCACUGGUGGCCGGUUGUGGUUGUCAAUAACACUGUUUCAUCGUCUUCAUCUAUUAGUUUAUGUAUAUACCUUCUCACUUGUUGUAUGUUCUUAUUGAAAUUUAAUUACGAUAGAUAAUUGGAAAUGAUUUGGGUAAUUCUAUAUUUAAGAAAAGGCUUAGUUUGGCGGUUUUUGUGUUUUCUAGGCAAUAAUAAAAAUGCAGUGUCACGUGAUUUUGAUUAAAGACUAAAUUUAUCAGAAUGGUUUUGAGGAAUGAAAGGCUAAAGGUUUGAGCGACAUUUUUUAAACUUUACAGAAGAGCCAUUUGAGUUUAAAAUUUGGAAAAAAAUAUGUUAACAAAAAAACUUUUUCAGCUAUUGAAAUGGUAUAAACAUAAUUGAAGUUCAAUUAAAAUCAUUUAAUGGUUGAUGCUAAUUUCUAUAUAUAAAAAUGAAUUGCUGUUCGUUAGUCUCGCUAAAACUCGAGAACGGCUGAACCGAUUUGGCUAAUUUUGGUCUUGAAUUAUUUGUGGAAGUCCAGAGAAGAUUUAAAUGGUUAUUAGAUACAUAUGAAAAUGCUCGGAAUUAAAUAGAAAUUACAAUUUUGUUUUUCCUUUCAUGUGUCCCCCGUCGGACGGAUUUUGUUUUAAGUUUAUUUUAUACAAAAGUUUAGGUCUUUUGUUUAUCGAUUCAGGCACUGCGAAGUCUGGUGGGUCAGCUAGUACCAAAUAAAACGGACCUUUAAUUACAAAGAUAAAUGUCGCGUUUUAAGCGAAAUGUCGCUUAACCCAAAUAGUUUUUCACCCCUCGAUUUGGUCUUAGUUAUGCGAAGCCAAAAAAUACUGUUACAUGAAACUUAAUUAGCAAUACGUACAUUUCAUUAAUGAUUAUUGAUUUUUUUUGUAAGAUAUGACGUUACAAGCAGUUCAAAAUUGACUUCGAUUGAGAUUUGUUUCUUUACUUCUCCAGCACAAAUAUCUUUAAAGAGAAACUGUCACUUUUAAAUCAGAUUUUAUGAUGAGAGAAUUUUUAUAUAAAGAUAAUUUUUUAAUUAGCAAUAGGUAAAGUUAGUGAAAUAAUAUUUUGUAAGUGUAAUAAAAUGAGAUUUUUAGAAAUAAUGAAACCCGAAUUUGUACUUAAUUAUUAUUUAUAUUAUUAUUAAAUUAUUUAACGUUAAAUUAAACCUAUCAAUUAUUUUUUUAUCGCCCACUUCUUCGGUUAUUUUGUUUUGUUCUGACGCGUACUUAUUUCGUUUGUUUUUUUCUUUAAUUCUUAUUCAAAUAUUGUGCGUUCAAAAACGGUUUGUCAAUAUUAUUAAUAAAAUUUGUUACCUGUGAUUGUUUUUGUGAAAAUUUGAUACGAAGUAAAAAUUUGUGAGCAAUGGCGGACCCAGGGGGAGGGUCGUGGGGGUCAUGACCACCCCCUGAGCUGGUUCCAGGACUUAGGUGGACCACUAAUUGAAUAUAAUGAUUCUAUUUAUAUAUUUUGUCAUCAUACAGAUUUUAUGUAACUACAUACCUUCAAUAUUUCAUUAAUUUAAUAUAAUAUAAUAACUUUGCAUAAUGGCAAACGUUUGGAAACGAACGCAUCUAAAUUUGACUAUGUGGAGGGGGUCAGUGGCGACAAAGCUGGAUCCGCUCUUGUUUGUGAGGCACGGUCGUUGACUUCGUGAAUUAUUUAAUUUUCAAAUUAAUUAUGGAAAUGUCGCGAGUGAUGUGUGAUAUUAUUAGUUUAAGUUAAUUUAUUAAGUUUAAAUUUAAAUUAACAUUAUACAAUUUUGUAAAACAAAAAGAUAAGUACAGUAAAGCUAUUGCGGAUUGUA